GAAGUGCGAUAUCGUCAUAUUUCGGAAAUGCCUAUCUGAAAAGCGUGCGAGUGAAAGAAACUGUGGUUUAUUAUAUCCUUAAUUUCAUCUGAAUUGCGCGAUGUCAGUUGAUGCAGGUCAGUGACAACAGGUCGGCUUUUUUCGCAUGCUGAUGCUGUGAUCAAUUAGAAGACGCCGAAACGCAUCGUUUCCUCAGGAUGUCACGUCGCAAACAAGCGAAGCCACGGUCACUCAAAAGAGAGGAGGAAUGGGAAGCGGAGUGCGGCGAGAAGGCAGGAGGUGCGGACGCGGUGCCCACAGCCGCCGAAGGAGAAGACAGCGCCCAGCCGCCGCCAGAAGGCAGCACCGUCGCCAUGACGGAAGCUCAGGCGCAGUUCGGAGGGGUCGCCGAGUCCCUCCAUCUGGACGACAUCGACAGGACCAGCUUCAGCCGUCUGUCGGACGGUGGCAGCCCCGGACCCCCAUCCGACAACAGCCUCGAGUCAGAAUUUGUGAAGAUCUGCGUCUAA
This is a messenger RNA of Schistocerca gregaria, 509 nucleotides long. RefSeq lists its product as uncharacterized. The record is from RefSeq and is a predicted model, not a curated record. NCBI's taxonomy places the organism in Eukaryota, Metazoa, Arthropoda, Insecta, Orthoptera, Acrididae. Bases 198 to 509 code for a protein of 103 amino acids. The transcript is spliced from 5 exons.